Molecule: messenger RNA, 957 nt
Organism: Lachancea fermentati
Lineage: Eukaryota; Fungi; Ascomycota; Saccharomycetes; Saccharomycetales; Saccharomycetaceae
Source: the annotation of a GenBank genome assembly
AUGUUAUACCUUCAACCUCAAAACUUGCUAGUGCAGAAAACUCUUACAGAGGCCCUUGAGGCCAAUGCUAGAGGCACGCCAUUGAUUUUAGAUCGAAUCAUCUCUGAUUUCGAUUACACAACCUUGCACAUUUCUAACUCCCCUGAGGAGAAGGCCCUAUUAUGGAUAAGUAUCAAGACUAAGGCCUGGUUGAGCAUUUCAAAGUGUGGACCUGAUUUGGUCGGCUACUUAAACACAAAGUAUGAUGAUCUUGCUGGUGUCAGCACAUGCCAGCCUGAGGGUGGAUACGAUUACACCCUUCAAGUCGAUUUAAAAGCAUUGCAGAAUGACGCGGUGGUUCAAUUGUCCCUCCUCAAAGUCAUGACGAUGAGCUACCCAUUUCAGCUGGCGUUCAACGAGUUUGCAUCCCUUGCACAACUCCCAGAGGGCUCCAAUACUACGGAGACGGUGCACAAGAUUGAAUACCGUGAUGAUGAAAACGUCUUUAUCAAGCCUUCAAAUGACCGUAUUACUGUUAUUUUCGAAACGUUUUUCCAGGAUGAGACGGAUAAAGUAUUCGGGAAAGUGUUUUUACAGGAAUUUGUGGAUUCAAGGAAGAGAAACCGCGCAAUUCAAUCAGCUCCUCAAGUUCUUUUCUCACACGAGCCACCUUUAGAAAUCAGCAAACUUGUGUCGUCUAGGGUUUCCGAGAAGAGCAGGAGAUUUAUUACGUUUGUUUUGUUUCCUCGUCACUUCCAGACUCCAGAACUACAGUUCUCGUCUAUUUGUCAUUUGGCACUAUUUAGAAACUACUUCCACUAUCACAUCAAGUGUUCAAAGGCAUACAUGCACAGCAGAAUGAGAUACAGGGUCGACACCUUUAUUAAGGUCUUGAACAGAGCAAAACUAGACGAAAAUGAGGACGGCUCUGAGGAAACCACAAGAAGAACUGUUACCGGAAGAAAAAUGGUGUACUAA